This is a messenger RNA of Suillus fuscotomentosus, 2104 nucleotides long. Its product is annotated as adenylate cyclase associated N terminal-domain-containing protein. NCBI's taxonomy places the organism in Eukaryota, Fungi, Basidiomycota, Agaricomycetes, Boletales, Suillaceae. The coding region runs from base 146 to 1732 and encodes 528 amino acids. The record is from RefSeq and is a predicted model, not a curated record. Gene Ontology annotation, molecular function: actin binding; adenylate cyclase binding. The transcript has 8 exons. Gene Ontology annotation, biological process: cytoskeleton organization; regulation of adenylate cyclase activity. Gene Ontology annotation, cellular component: cytoplasm.
GAACGGUCCUCUCAGCAACCUGAGCUCUCAGUAUACCUCUCACCAUAUUACGCAUCUUACCUACCUGCAAGGCCAUAGUUGGCCUCCCGAAGGCUUUCUUGUAUCUGGAACUUACUAGUGUCGAGGGAAUUUAAUUUUUGUCGAUAUGUCAUCUUCUGCUCAAGGGCUUUACUCACUGGCCACUCUCAUCAAACGGCUUGAAGCAAUCACAUCGCGUCUCGAAGACGUAGAGGAUUCCAGGAGUGCAGGACAUCUCAAACGACAGAGUACCAGCACUGUUACUAGCGCAGCGGUUGCUGAAACUUUAUCGGCUUCGGCAUCCCCGCUGCCACCACCUGCGAUUGAGGCGCCAGUAGCAGUGCCACGGGCAGUCACCGCAUACGAUGAGAUUGUUGGAGAAGGGAAGCUCAAACCUUUUCUGGAGAUCAAUCAAGCCAUCGCGCCUCCUCCACUAAAUGAGCAGGUUGUUCUAUUUGCCAAAGUACUUGCUACCCUGCGGUCUGUACUUCACCAGGCGGCCACAUGCAGAAAGCCCGACCAGAAGGCAUUAGCCGAAAUCCUUUCGCCACUCCAAGCAAGCAUUGAAGCCGUGACUCGUGCUAAAGAGGCUGCCAGAAAGGAGCGGGACUGGUUCAAUCACUUCACUGUCAUCGCAGAUGGAACUGCUUUUGUUGGAUGGGUCACUGUGGAACCCAAACCAGGACCAUACGUGAAUGAGAUCAAGGAAAGUACCACGUACUAUGCGAACAGGAUACUCAAGGAUUUCAAAGAAAAGGACCCAAGGCACGCGGAAUGGGUUCGCGCAUUCAAUGGGGUUCUUGAUGGAAUGAAGCGCUAUGUUGUGGAAUUCCACACCACUGGUCUUGUUUGGAACGCCAGCGGUAUACCGGUUUCAGAGUACAAAUCGUCCCGUUCACAGCCAGUCAGUGGUCCGCCGCCGCCACCUCCACCGCCACCUCCACCUCACGCAGGAUCAACAUCCCCCCCGACAGCAUCUGCUGGUGGGGUUGCUGCUGUGUUUGCGGACUUGAAUCGCGGCGCUGACGUAACAAAGGGGCUACGUAAAGUCGACAAAAGCGAGAUGACACACAAGAAUCCUGCCCUGCGGGCUGGAAAUGUCGUCCCUGCAAGCAGCGGGGCGGGUGCCAAGAAACCCGUUAAACCAACCAAACCACAGGCUUUGAUGGGAAAGAAGCCUGCCAAAUUCGCACUGGAGGGCAAUAAAUGGAUCAUUGAAUAUCAAGAAAAUGAAUCCGCUUUGGAGGUCGCCAAUGCAGAUAUUACCCAAGUGAUCAACCUCUUUGCUUGCAAGAACACGACUGUCAUUAUCAAGGGGAAGGUCAACGCCGUCACAUUGGGUCAGUGUCUGCUGGUUUGGUCCAACAGUAUUUUUACUCAAAAGUCUAUGACAGUUAAUUGCACGAAGACCUCCGUACUAGUCGAAUCUGUGGUUUCUUCUGUCUCUAUCACGAAGUCUCCAUCGUUUGCCCUGCAAAUUACAGGGGUGGCGCCUACUAUCCAGAUUGACUCGACAGACUCGGGGCAGAUUUACCUCUCGAAGCAGUGUCUUGGUGUAGAGAUUACUACAGCGAAAUGCAGUGCAGUCAAUGUCAGCUUACCAGUCGAAGGAGAGGAAGACGGUGUUUUUGAAGAACAGGCCGUGCCCGAGAUGCUGAAGACAGUGGUACAGAAUGGCAAAUUGGUCACAACAAUUGUGGAACACGCCGGCUAACAUACAGAUUACUCGUAUCUCUACCUACUAGCUAGUUGUGUGCAAUUGCAAUUAAUUUCCGACAAGUUUUCGAGACUAUACUAGUGUACGGGCUCACCGAAAAGAGACUAGUAGAUCAGGUACUAGGUAGUAGGUAUCCAGUACUGCCAUGACGUUAGCUUGGCACUGCCAUAAUAUGUCACGGUGUGUUCAAAUCCAUACGUCUAGGAUUGGUACAAUCACCCGCCACCAAACGACUUGAUCCUCGCGUAGCAUGGAUACCGUGGGCUGGCAUGCUCAGCGCAGAGCCCGUAAGGUGAGUAAUAGUUCAUGCCCUAGAAGCGAUUUACAUAAGAAUCUGGCGCUACACAGGAAGCGCAUCAUUUUUCUGAG